UAAAACGGAAAAAAUCAGGACCGGUCAAGCGUGAGUUUGAUUUCGCAAUGUAGAGUAAGGACAAGAACAAUUAACUGAUGUGGUGUAAAACGGUGUAUUUGGACUCUGAUAAUCGUGCUUAAUCCACCGACGAUCGGACGGAGGACAUCGAAUAUUCGAAACUGAUCGUUGAUUCUUUACGCCUGCAUCGCAAGAAGAAAUAGAAAUGGAUGGACUUUCUAAUAACCACCUCCGAACUCCUGAGGAAAUAAGAUACACCGACUGCUCAAGUAUCUCUCCAUCAGGCCAGCUGACAUCUCCAGUGCCAUUUGAGUCCGUUUCCCAAGAAGUGUACCACUACAUGCCAGGAAAUAAUACCAACCAACAAGUUAUGCCACCAGAAAUGUACUGGCCAUACAACAAUGAACCUGGCCGCACCUCGUACAACACUAGCUACACCACGCCCACUGGUCAAUACUCAUAUUGGAGAAGCUCACCCUAUCCUAAUGCUGAUGUCAUGAUGUGUAAAGAUUGGUCAAGCCCUUCUCCAGAUAUCUUUAGCUACUGUCCACCCCCCUGGCCUAUAGAGACAAUGAGUGGAUGUCAGGGGGGCAACCUCCACCUUGUCACACAUACAAACUGGCCUACAAGUGUGGCGACAACCAGCUGUGAGCAAGGAAGUAAUGUAGAUGUACCUGUAUCAGAAGCUGCUCUACCAGAAGAUACAGGGUUUGCGAGGCAACAGCUAAGUCCUUGUGACUACAUGGCAACAACAGACUUAGAUGCAUCGCCAUGGAAACCAAUUACUCCACUCCCACCAUUAACAGAUUUUCUGGGACCAAUGCGAUGCAGUCCGUACAUGUGGACAGGGGAUCAGCCAGCACAGGUCACUGACCAGCCCGCGGUGCCACGCCCUGUACACCCGGUACGACCCUUCACCAAGAAUGGCCCUGAAAAAAGCGUGCCACGAGCAACCAAAGAUGGCGGCGCACACGAGUCAAAAGGCCUUAAGAUUCAUCUUGCGAAAGUUGUAUCACCGAAGAUGUCUGUGAAUGGAAAUACUGAUAAACUUAUAGCGACGCAAACUGAGUGGAGACUGAAAACAAGAACAUCGAACAAUGACGAGAAAUAUUCCCCAAGUCUUUCAAGCAAAGUGAAGUCACGAAAACCGGAACUUUAUAAGAGGCAGAAGAUACUGCAGCGAAAGCGAGAGUACGCCAUACGAGAAGCUCUUAACCACCUUAACUCUCUACUCCCCCUUGACAACCCAAACAGAAAGCUUAGUAAGAAUAUGAUCCUGCAAACGGCUAUAGAGUACAUCCGAAGCCUACAAGAAGAGUUCAACAUAACUGUGGAUCCACAGAGUAAUACCGAGCCCGAAGGUCCCAACAUUGACCCGAGAGGGACACCAGAGAUAAAGGAAAAACGCAAGAAAAGAAAAGGAGACGAAGGGGGUAAAAAGAGCGGAGAAGCGAUUAUAAGCAAACGCCAGGCACUCAAAGCCAGACGACGGCCAUCGUCCAGCAAGAAACUCUUAUUCCAGUCAGCCAAUCACGUGCCGCCCACUUUCUCACCACAAAGCGCGGGCUCAAGCGAUCAUCCACGUGACUCAUCUCUUUCCUCGUCCCAAUCCUCCGCGGAAAGUCUCUCCGACUCUUCCCAAACUUCGUCGGAGUCUUCUUGGCCCCAGGACAUCGUGAAUUCACCGCCAAAGCGAGCCCAUCCCCUAAAGGCCUCCAGGUUUCCGAUUAAGUGGAGGCUACCAGAUCGUCAGACUUUGAUGACCGCGUUUCAGGAGACUGCGAUGUUGACGCCCUCGGAGUCUUCAGAUGGGAGCGAGAGUCCUUGCAGCACUGGAAAUGCCUCGGAGGACAAGGCCCCUAACCGCAUCAAGCGACCCAUGAACGCUUUUUUGCUAUUUAGUAAAAGCAACAGAGAGGAAUUCAAGAAACAUUUUCCAGGUCGUGACAAUAGGAAGAUCAGUAUUAUGCUUGGAGAUUACUGGAACUGUAUGAGUGAGGGAGACAAGAGACCAUUCCAAGAGAUGGCGCGAGAGCUCAUGCGCAAGACAAAGGCCACCUACCCCGAGUUCAAAUACUCGGCCCUCGAGCAGACAGGGAAGGUGAGACCGAGUCAAGGAGGCAAGGAAAAGAGCCCCAGGAAACAGCCCAGUGUCGGCAGUCGUAGCCUUCGUAACAGGCGUAAAGAAGAAAGUUUCGGAGAAGAAGAGAUAAAACUCCAAGCGAGUAACAGUCCGUCAUUUAAGAGGAACCUCGAUUCCACCACACCCAAGGCUGAAGUGAUCCCAAAGAGACGCAAGCAGCAAACACCGCGCAAAGCAGUCCUAUCCCUACCCGAGAAGGGUGACAUAUGUGAUGGCCAGCAGCCUGAGAAGAGAAAAGAUGGCCAGGGUGUAGCCGCACGGCCAUGUGAUAACUGGGUGCAGUGUGACAAAUGCAAGAAGUGGCGCAUGCUGUCAAACAACACAGACCCAUCUGAUCUGCCAGAGAAGUGGUUUUGCUGGUUGAACGACACCAACAUUAAUGAUUGCUCCAUACCUGAGGAGAAAAAACCAAUCGGGCAAGCAAGUCAAUUAAUGUCUGCAUCCUACUGGUCUCUCUACAAGAAGUUGCGCAUAUCCUGGAGUAGCAGUGAUGAUUCAGAUGAUGGAGAUGACACAGAUUAACGUCGUCUCUAGCGGGCGUGUCAUACCAACCAGAUUACGUGUUUAUGGUUUGCCUGUGUCAUGGGCACAUAGUGCCACAUGUCAUCGUUAUAAUACAUGCCCUCUAAGUCUCCAAGUUGUUACUUAGCCAUUCAAUGGCAUUUUUUACUGUUAUAUGAAUUAUGGAUCACGCAAAGCUAUUUUAUCCGCAUAUUGUAAUAAGUUAAAGAUGAUUAAAAGAUGAUUUUGUGUA
Messenger RNA from Nematostella vectensis (starlet sea anemone), 2897 nucleotides. RefSeq lists its product as uncharacterized. The transcript has 17 exons. The coding region runs from base 206 to 2665 and encodes 819 amino acids. Gene Ontology annotation, molecular function: zinc ion binding; protein dimerization activity. NCBI's taxonomy places the organism in Eukaryota, Metazoa, Cnidaria, Anthozoa, Actiniaria, Edwardsiidae. The record is from RefSeq and is a predicted model, not a curated record.